Molecule: messenger RNA, 453 nt
Organism: Prunus armeniaca (apricot)
Lineage: Eukaryota; Viridiplantae; Streptophyta; Magnoliopsida; Rosales; Rosaceae
Source: the annotation of a GenBank genome assembly
AUGGAGAGAUUGCACUGCCUUGAAUCCUUGACGCUGGAAUUCAAGGGAUUAUUUCCAGCAGCUAUAAGCCUUUCUCAUUUGGAGCAUCUCCAGAAGCUCCAUUUGGAUGGGGAAAUAAAGAAGCUACCUGAUCCACACCAAUUCCCUCCGAACCUCAUCAAGUUAAGUUUGUUUAAUUCUAAUCUCGAGGAAGAUUCAAUAGUUAAGCUUGGGAGGUUGCCAAACCUAAAGAUGCUUCUCUUGGGAUCCCGUUCAUACAAUUGGACAAAACUGGUUUGCUCCUCGGAAUGGUUUCCUCAGUUGCACAUUCUACAUUUACAACAUUUAAAGUUUAUGGAGGAAUUGAUAGUGGAAGAAAGGGGAAUGAUGAAGCUCAAGAAUCUAAAGAUAGACCACUGUCCAAGAUUGCGAAAGAUUCCAGAACGAUUUAAGUUAUUGACUACAUACUCUUGA